Messenger RNA from Tetranychus urticae (two-spotted spider mite), 1383 nucleotides. RefSeq names its product ribosome biogenesis regulatory protein homolog. The record is from RefSeq and is a predicted model, not a curated record. Gene Ontology annotation, biological process: ribosome biogenesis. Gene Ontology annotation, molecular function: protein binding. Gene Ontology annotation, cellular component: nucleus. Lineage: Eukaryota; Metazoa; Arthropoda; Arachnida; Trombidiformes; Tetranychidae.
AAUUUCAAAACGUGUUUAUCUUUCCUGGUAAAAAAUUGUUUGGUUUUGUUUUAUUCAAGUGUCUAAUUUUACGUAGUGUUUAAUUUAAUUAUCUUGUGAUUUACAUUGUUUAAAGAUUAGUCAUGGCUGCAAUUGACUGUAAUAUUGGAUCAAUUUUAGAGCAGAUCGAGGAAAAGGAGAAAGAAGCUUUGAAAUCUGUUCAAAUUGAGAAGGAACUUGUUGAUUUGGAUUUAGGCCUGUGUUUGAUGGUAGACAAUAAUCCAUUGGAUAGUAAUGAAUUACGAUCAAAAAAGGAAGAUUAUCUUCUUAAUUUAGCCAAAACAAAUGGACAAUUUUUAAUGAACAAUUUAGCUGAUUUAGAAACUGAAACUGUUGAGGGUUAUACUUGUGUUAAAUUACCUGCUGGAAAAACACCAAUUCCUAGAGCUUUACCGAUUCCCAAGCCCAAACCACCUACCAAAUGGGAAACAUACGCAAAGGAAAAAGGUAUUCAACACAAAAAGAGAGAAAAAUUGGUCUGGGAUGACGUCGCUAAACAAUGGAAACCUCGUUAUGGUUAUAACCGAAUCAAUUCCACCAAGGAUCAAUGGGUUGUCGAAGUACCGCAAAAUAAAGAUGAAAAUACUGAUAUGUUUGAAGAAAUCCAGGAGGCAAAACGAGAAAAGGUCGCCAAAAACGAAUUUCAAAGACUUAGGAAUAUUGCUCGUGCUAAUAAAAUUAAAGGCUCAAGUUUGACUCCAGUUUUACCAAAAGAUGGUAAGGAAAAAGAAACCAGGGACGAAGUCAUGAAUGCUGCCGCAGUUGCACGAGUAUCCACAGCUUCAUUAGGAAAAUUUGACAGAAAACUACCUAAUGGUUUGGAUAAAAUCGAAGCUAAGUUAUCAUCCAAAGCUGCAAAAGCUUCAGGGAAGAAAAGGAAAUUUGAAUCCAAUUUCGACAACAUAGAUAAAGAAAAGAAAAGAUAUUCGGAUAUUUUAAAUAAAAUAGACAAAGGAGAUAAGAUUGAUGGCAAUAAAGCGUUAAGCAUAAUAACACAGAAAAAGAUCAACGCCGCUGUUAAAAGUGAUAAUGAAAAAACGAAAGGUAAAGACCGAAAAUCUAAAAAGGGUAAAAAAGCUGGCAAAAGAGUAUCUUUCCACAAUAGAUCUCAACAAAAGAAGAAGCAAAUGGGAUCUAAGGGCGGCUUCAAAGGUAAAUCAAAAGGUGGACCAAGGAAGGGUAAAUAGUUAAUUUACUGAUGAACAGUACUUUUCUAUUUGCCUGUUAAUGAAUAUCAUAUUUUGUUGAAAAUAUAUUGCAAACAAUACAAACUGUGUACGAUAUUUAUUAAUAAAUGACUUGUGAAGUUGCUAAAUAAAUAAAUUAAAUUUGAUAAAUCUCAAA